This is a messenger RNA of Rhodamnia argentea, 2495 nucleotides long. RefSeq names its product transcription factor bHLH3. NCBI's taxonomy places the organism in Eukaryota, Viridiplantae, Streptophyta, Magnoliopsida, Myrtales, Myrtaceae. The transcript is spliced from 2 exons. Gene Ontology annotation, molecular function: transcription cis-regulatory region binding; protein dimerization activity; DNA-binding transcription factor activity. Bases 686 to 2209 code for a protein of 507 amino acids. Gene Ontology annotation, cellular component: nucleus. The record is from RefSeq and is a predicted model, not a curated record. Gene Ontology annotation, biological process: regulation of DNA-templated transcription.
GAAAAAUGAAAAUCACAAACAACGCUACACAAAGGACAGGGGAGUCUGGUCAAGAAUUGGGAAAGUAGGGGGGGAUAAAUGGUCGGACUUCGAAGCGUUUCCCAGUUCGAUCUUGAAUUGAUUGUGGCCCAGGAACACGAAUCGAAGAUUUUCUUUAUGAAUCCAACGUUGUCCGCUCAGGCGUGACCCCCGAGCGUCUCGAAGAUCAACGACAUAGAGCCUCCUCCAAGCGCGGCAGGUACACUUGGUAUUGCGUCACUGAGGAUGGUUUUGGCUCCUCUUCUCGAUUAGAACGUUUCUCAGGUAUUUUCGGAGUAGGACCUUCCUUUUAUCACUCCUCGAGAGGCUUCGGUGGGUCUGUGUUACUGUGUGAGCCUGGUUUUUGCUUUACUGGGUAGUCCUCUUUUGUUAUGCUCGUGAUUCAAGAUCUCUUCGAUCAGCGAAUUCUUUGAAAAAGAUCUGGUUUUUGGGCUUAAAUUUGGGUUAGAAAUUAAGGGUUUGAGGUGUUCCUGCUAUAUUUUUGUUGCCUGGCAUAUGGAUCUUCACCAGUAACUGCGAAAUAAUUCCGCUGGGUUGGCAGAUUUGAGACUCUUGAAGUCUUAGCUUUUGUUGAUGCUUUUCGCUAGAGGUUCGAUUAGUCGAUCAUCUGUUCUCCUUGGAGGGAUUGGGAUUUUCGUUUUCAUAAAUGUGGAAGCAAAAAAUGGGUGAGAAGUUUUGGGCAAAUGAAGAUGACAAGAUGGUGGUUGAGUCUGUGGUGGGUAGAGAGGCAUGCGAGCUUUUGAUAUCUUCUGGAAAUGCUGCGUCUGAUGUUACGUUGCCUGGUGAUUUGGGUGUGCAACAAGGGCUAGCUCAGCUUGUAGAGGGGUCUAAUUGGAAUUAUGCUGUUUUCUGGCAUGUUGCAAGCUUACGAUCUGGCGGAAUCUCCUUAAUUUGGGGUGAUGGACAUUGCUGUGACCCAAAGCUUGGCGCAGCCGAAGAUGGAAGCUCCCACCAAAAUGUCAGAUCGGAUAGAGUUGAGAAAAAGGAGGAAUUGAACAAGUUGGUGUUGCAGAAGCUUCAUAGCAGUUUUGGUCGGUCUGGGGACGAUAAUUUUGCAGAAAGGUUAGAUGGAGUCUCAGAUGUGGAGAUGCUUUAUCUGUCCUCAAUGUACUUCUCUUUUCAGUCCGAUUCUGCAUAUGGCCCUAUGGGAUCUUUGAAGUCCAAGAGAGUAAUUUGGGCUUCGGAUGCACCGACUUGUCUGGAUCAUUAUCAAUUGAGGUCAUUCCUUGCAAAGUCAGCUGGCUUUCAGACGGUGGCAUUUGUGCCUUUGAAGAAUGGUGUUGUGGAGCUUGGUUCGGUCAAAGCGAUUCCAGAAGAACAAAAUGUUGUAGAGAUGGUGAGGGCAUUGUUGGGAGCUCCUGCUUCUAACAAAACAAAGGUUCUGCCGAAAAUUUUUGGGCAGGAAUUGAGUCUAGGCGGUGUAAAGUCUCAAUCAGUGACCAUCAACUUCUCCCCCAAGGUGGAAGAUGAUUCCAUGUUUGCUUCAGAAACUUUUGAUGCACAGAGAGUUGAUUCAAAUCAAUUCCACGGGGGUACAUCAAAUGGAUAUCCUAGCGACAAUGAGGCAAAAUUAUUUUCACAUCCAAACCAAAUUGUCAUGAGGGGUUUCAGUCCUCAGACAAGAAUUUCUGGCUUGGAGCAACACAAGGACGAGUCAUCUCCCUAUGCUGAUGACCGAAAGCCACGGAAAAGAGGAAGGAAGCCUGCUAAUGGGAGAGAAGAGCCGCUCAAUCACGUGGAAGCAGAACGCCAGAGGCGAGAGAAGCUUAAUCAACGGUUUUAUGCAUUGAGAGCUGUCGUUCCCAACAUCUCCAAGAUGGACAAGGCAUCGCUUCUCGGUGAUGCCAUUACGUAUAUCAAUGAUCUCCAAAUGAAAAUCAAGGCCCUUGAAACCGAGAAGGAUAUGGUUAACGAUAAGCAUAAACCGCAGCUAGUGCCCGAUUUUGAUGUUCAGAUGAGACAUGAGGAUGCAGUUGUGACAGUGAGCUGUCCCUUGGAUGCUCAUCCAGCUUCUGAAGUAAUAAAAACUUUGAGAAAUCAUCAGGUUGCUCCAGAAUGUGAUGUCUCCAUGAAGGAUGGUACUGGAGUCAUGCAUACAUUCUCCAUCAGGACUCAAGUUGGGGGCGUUGAGCAACUGAAAGAGAAGCUUGUGGCUGCUCUUUCAAAGUAAUCUCAACUUUUCAAAUCCAUGUGUGAAGUGAAUCUUGCCACCUGCCCUGGAUUCGUUUGUGAGAUGUUUGAGUGAUGUAGGUCGGUGACUAGUAAACUUAGAUGCAUAUCUUGACAGGUGAUUGUUUGUAUUGAUAUAUAAAUUGUUGGACAAGCUUGUAAGGUUGAGAUGUUACAGAGUGUUCUGUUAAUGUGCCUGUAGUAUGUUGACGCGGAAGAAUAAAGGAUGGCUUCAAUUGUAGCGUUUGAACCUCUGGACUCGGUCAUUGUCAGCUUGUUAGCUUUUA